AUGGGCCAUGAGGAGGACGAGGAUCCGAAAUUGAGCGUUGCUGUUUCACGGCUAGAAAGUAAAUCUUACAGUUGGGAGGUCUUGACGCGCCGAAAACACGAAUUCGAACAUCUCUCCAGCCAUACCGCAGAACAGCCUUCACCCGUGUGCAUUGUGGAGUCCAAGGGUUUCCGAGAGGCGAACUUUUUUUAUCCAGGGGCCGUUACUCACGUAUGGCAGGCACACGGGUUUAGAACUGAGGGCGGCGAUAUUCAGACGGUGCCUGUAUUAUACAUGGCACAUACUGGUGAUGACAACUUGUUGCUUUUCACCUCGCCCGGGUCCUGGGGUAAGAUAACAGAUUACGAAGGAGGGACUACAGUAUACACAUGGCACCCACACCGCGAUACGAUGUGCAGCGCUGAUGUCUUGGAAUGUCCUGGAGCCGAGGCCAGCAGGCAGAAGCGACUCGCGGAAUAUCGAGCGGCCCAUAGAUUCAUUGAUGAGCGUCAGAAUUCAACAACACUGGCGCGUUGUAAGAAAAGCAAUAAACAUGUGCACGUAGAUCAGGCCAUCGUCGAAUGGAACGAGCGCAUACUCCUGUAA
This is a messenger RNA of Suillus paluster, 585 nucleotides long. RefSeq lists its product as uncharacterized. The transcript is spliced from 5 exons. The record is from RefSeq and is a predicted model, not a curated record. Bases 1 to 585 code for a protein of 194 amino acids. Lineage: Eukaryota; Fungi; Basidiomycota; Agaricomycetes; Boletales; Suillaceae.